Ogataea philodendri is the source of this 321-nucleotide messenger RNA. RefSeq lists its product as uncharacterized. The coding region runs from base 1 to 321 and encodes 106 amino acids. The record is from RefSeq and is a predicted model, not a curated record. Gene Ontology annotation, molecular function: 4-alpha-hydroxytetrahydrobiopterin dehydratase activity. NCBI's taxonomy places the organism in Eukaryota, Fungi, Ascomycota, Pichiomycetes, Pichiales, Pichiaceae. Gene Ontology annotation, biological process: tetrahydrobiopterin biosynthetic process. The transcript has a single exon.
AUGUCGAAAUCAAAGCUUGUCAGAUUAACAGCUGAACAAGUGAAGAAACUUCACUCGAACAUAAGUCCAGCUGGCUGGAAGUUAUACAAUGGUAACUGUCUUGCUAGAAAUUAUACUUUCAAGAACUUCGAGGAUACGUGGGCCUUUUUGACCAAAGUCGCUCUAAGAUCGCACCUUACCGGACAUCAUCCAAAACUGACCACUGUCUACAAUAAAGUUGACGUUGAACUCACAACACAUGAUGUCCAAGGACUCACCGAGAUUGAUUUCAAGUUUGCCGAACGUUUUGAAAACUACGCCGCACAAAUAGGGCAAAAAUGA